Molecule: messenger RNA, 681 nt
Organism: Pleurotus ostreatus (oyster mushroom)
Lineage: Eukaryota; Fungi; Basidiomycota; Agaricomycetes; Agaricales; Pleurotaceae
Exons: 3
Coding region: 1-681 (226 amino acids)
Source: RefSeq, a predicted model, not a curated record
AUGUUCAGUCGUUAUACGCCAAAUGCAAAGCUGCUUCCCUGUCCGGAGUUUCUGGGCAAGGAGGGCGGGAAUCAACAAGAAGACUCCGAGCACCUCACUAUAAUGGCUAGCAACAGGUUCUUCACACCCGCAAAGCAAUCAACCGGUCUCGAGGUCGUUGACAUCAAUGCCGAGAUCGAUCCCCGUGGGAUCCUCUCAAAGGUGGACCACACCAAAUUCCUGCACACCGAGGACAACACCGUCGAGUAUUAUAUCAUAGCCAACGAAGAAAAUGGGACAAGGCAAGCACUCAUAUGCAUUGACGACCUGAAGCCUAACGCCCCCCAGAUCGGAGACAUAGUUGAAAUUCAAGCAUCGAUGACGUGUAUCCCGAACAAGGGAAAUUUUACGGUGAAGUUGCUCCUACGGAGCAUCAUGUUGCUAGACGGCGAACUAACUACGGACGCCACCACUGCGAGGACAUUGGCUCCCGCCCCCACCAUCGUACCAGCGGUAAAACGUUUGAAAAGAUGUAACCCAUACGCCGGAAGCUCUGGUACAGGUAAAGUUGGGUUACAGCCUUACGCAAGAAUUGAUGCCCAGUCCGAGGGGACAAAUGAGGGAAGGGGGGGACACGCCGAUGGCUUUCAGGAAGGACAGAGCGGUGCAUUGGGGGACACAUUCAUGGACGAACAAGCAUGA